Messenger RNA from Arabidopsis thaliana (thale cress), 1050 nucleotides. RefSeq names its product plastid movement impaired protein. NCBI's taxonomy places the organism in Eukaryota, Viridiplantae, Streptophyta, Magnoliopsida, Brassicales, Brassicaceae. The record is from RefSeq and is marked reviewed. The transcript has 2 exons. Bases 202 to 789 code for a protein of 195 amino acids.
UUUGGCAUUUUGUUGACCAAGAAAUGGUUCACUAUCAUCAGCAACCAACCAUAAAUCAAAUCCAAAAUCUAUAAUGAUCUGAUCUAACACAACACCCACCUUGAACUACUGAGCUCUUAAUAGACACCAACCUACAAAGUUUUUUCAUCUCAUUUGUGAACCUAAAAGAUACUAACAUUUUACACAACAUCAUUCACCAAAAUGGGAAAUAGCUUGGGAACCAAGAAAACAGCGACAAUCAUGAACAUCAAUGGCGAGAGUUUCAAACUGAAAACGCCUGUGGAAGCUGGUACAGUGGUUAAAGAUUUUCCAGGCCACGUUCUCUUGGAAUCCGAAGCAGUGAAGCGUUUAGGAAUCAGAGCAAAGCCCUUGGAGCCUCACCAAAACUUGGAAUCCAAAAGGAUUUACUUCAUGGUUGAACUUCCAAGAACAUGGAAAGAGAGAACUCCAAGAAGGGUUCGGUCGGGAAUCCAGAUGAGUGCGAAGGAGAGAUUAGAGAAUCUGAAGCUGUCUCGUAGAUCAUCAUCUGAUCUCUCGGUAAUGAAGAAGAAGACAGAGGUUAAUGAUGAAGAGAGAGAAGUGAGUAGCGUGAAGUUGAAGUUACCAAAGUGGAAAAUUGAGAAACUGAGGAAAGAGAGUGAGAGUGGCUCUGAUUUCUCCAACAAGAUCACACAACUUUGUCUCCUUCACAUACCAAGUGGUUUGAUUCAUCAAAGACAACAUUUGCUUCGUAAUGGAGGAAGAAACUUUGGGAUUGAAGAAAAAGAAGAAGGUGCCAAAAUCACAUGAGGUGAUCAAUACUUUUGAAGGGCUUUGAUCCUAUUUUAUUUUUGUUGAAACAUCGAUCCGUUUCUCAAGCCACGUUUCUCGCUUCUUUAAUUACACUAGGAAACAAAUGUACUCCAACUUGUGUUACUAAUGUCACAACUUACAUCUUCUUCUAGUCUAUUCUAAAUCAAGAAAAAAAAAUAUACAAACUAACAACAAGUGGAAGAAUAACUUGUGUCAUUCAGAUAAUCUUUGAAUAUUUUAUUUUUUAAAGUCUUCUUU